CUGGACGGUCAACGUUAACCCCACGCACGCUUCUUCUCCCCCAGUUCAAGUGCCACACCGGCCGCUCGUCGCCUUCCCAUCUCGCCGCGCCAUGGAUUUCUGCAGCCACCUCCGUCUCGCGGCUGUGCUCGCGCUCCUCACCGGAUGCGCUUCUGCGGCGAGCCGGGGCGCUGGUUCCUUCGACCCAUCCCGCGUGGUUCAACUCUCUUGGCGCCCCAGGGCGUUCUUGCACAAGGGUUUCCUGUUGGAUGCGGAGUGCGACCACCUCAUCGCGCUGGCCAAGGACAAGCUGGAGAAGUCUAUGGUGGCGGACAACAAGUCCGGUAAGAGUGUCCAGAGUGAGGUGCGCACCAGUUCCGGCAUGUUCCUCGAGAAGAAGCAGGAUGAAGUAGUAACGAGGAUAGAGGAGAGGAUAUCUGCUUGGACAUUUCUUCCACCAGAGAAUGGUGAAGCCAUUCAGAUAUUACACUACCAGAAUGGUGAGAAAUAUGAACCCCACUACGACUACUUCCAUGACAAAAAUAAUCAGGCCCUGGGCGGCCAUCGCAUUGCCACUGUGCUGAUGUACCUAUCAAAUGUCGAGAAGGGUGGAGAGACCAUCUUCCCCAAUGCAGAGGGGAAGCUAUUGCAACCCAAGGACGACACUUGGUCUGAUUGUGCAAGAAACGGAUAUGCAGUUAAACCGGUAAAGGGUGAUGCCCUGCUGUUCUUCAGUCUCCACCCUGAUUCAACAACAGACUCUGACAGCUUGCACGGUAGCUGCCCCGCCAUCGAAGGCCAGAAGUGGUCCGCGACUAAAUGGAUCCAUGUGAGGUCAUUUGACCUCACCGUCAAGCAGCCGGGUCCCUCUGAUGGAUGUGAGGACGACAAUGUCCUCUGCCCCCAGUGGGCGGCCGUGGGCGAGUGCGCCAAGAACCCUAACUACAUGGUGGGGACCAAGGAAGCACCUGGCUUCUGCCGGAAGAGCUGCAAAGUAUGCGCAGAGUAAGGUAUCGGUCCUCUGCGUCUGAUGAGUAAUCGUGGCGUACGUGUUACGUAGUUGCUGUCACCAUUUUACCAGGGUUUAGGUACGACCGAGUACAGCAUGUAUAAGACAGUACAAACCCGGAAGAAGGAAUCGUAAGAGUUAGGGGACGAGUUACCAGGGUUUACCGAGUUAAAGCUGAGCAAUCUAAUCAAUGGCAACAGUUCGAGC
This is a messenger RNA of Zea mays, 1195 nucleotides long. RefSeq lists its product as uncharacterized. The record is from RefSeq and is marked provisional. Gene Ontology annotation, biological process: peptidyl-proline hydroxylation to 4-hydroxy-L-proline. The coding region runs from base 92 to 988 and encodes 298 amino acids. Gene Ontology annotation, cellular component: endoplasmic reticulum. The transcript is spliced from 7 exons. Lineage: Eukaryota; Viridiplantae; Streptophyta; Magnoliopsida; Poales; Poaceae. Gene Ontology annotation, molecular function: L-ascorbic acid binding; iron ion binding; procollagen-proline 4-dioxygenase activity.